AUGUCACCCAGAAUCACCGCUUCGCUCGCCACGGUACUUUUCUCCAGCGCUGCGGCCCUCCACAUCGCCAUCACCGGCACCUCCCAAGGGAUAGGGCUGGACGCAGCCAAACGGCUGAUCAGGGAUGGUCAUACGGUCUACCACUUAAACCGGAAUAGCGCGCGCUCCGCCGAGGCGGCCCAACAGGCCGGCGGCGGCGUGCCCAUGGUCUGCGACCUCGCGUCGCUCGCGUCGGUGCGCGCGUUUGCCGACGAGCUCGCGGGCAAGGAGCUCGACGUUCUAUGUUUGAACGCGGGCAUCGCCCCCAGCACAAAGGCCGAGGCCCCGGACAAAACCGCAGAUGGCUUCGAAAGCUGCAUCGGCACGAACCACCUAGGGCAUUUCCUUCUGGCCAACUUGCUAGCCCCAAAAGUCUCUAGGAUAGUCGUGACGGCGUCGUCGGUCCACGAUCCCGAGCAGCCCGGCGGCGCCGUCGGCGGCAAGGGCGGCGCGACGCUGGGGGAUUUGAGCGGCCUUGGACCGUUGACGACAGGCGGGCCGACGAUGGUCGACGGCGCCGCGCUGCGUGGAAAUCAAAUUUCAGGCGCCCCACCUCGUCGCGACUGCGUCUGCUCGAUGGUGUGGAGUUUUCACGCCAUCGACGCGACGUUGUCUCCGUGACCGCGUCGGCUCGAUGGCGUGGAGGUUCCACGCCAUCGACGCGACGUUGUCUCCGUGACCGCGCCGGCUCGACUGCGUAGAGGAUAACCUAGCUCACUGGUUGAUUUCCACAGGCGCCGUGGCCUACGACGGCUCCAAGGUCUACAAAGACUCGAAAUUAUGUAACGUCCUCUUCUGCCGCGAGGCGAAGAAGCGCCUGCCAAAUGUGGACGUGCGGUCGCUCAACCCCGGCUUCAUCCCGACCUCGGGAUUGUUUCGCGCGCCGCGGGAAGACAACUUCUUCGGCGCGACGGCCUUCGCGUUCUUCGCGGGGCUCGCCGGCUUCGCGGUGCCGAUCGACGUCGGCGGCGAGCGCCUCGCCUACGUGGCCACGUCCGACGACGUGCCGCGCGGCGCAUACCUCUCCGCCGAGACGGGCUCAAAGGCCGCGACGUACGCGGAGGGCUUCGACGACGGCUUGAUCAGCCCCGAGGGCCAGGACGAAGCCCUCGCGGCGCGGCUCUGGGACCGGUCCCGCGAGCUCGUAGGCGCCUAA
Molecule: messenger RNA, 1195 nt
Organism: Pelagomonas calceolata
Lineage: Eukaryota; Pelagophyceae; Pelagomonadales; Pelagomonadaceae
Source: the annotation of a GenBank genome assembly